Messenger RNA from Penicillium oxalicum, 1452 nucleotides. RefSeq lists its product as uncharacterized. The record is from RefSeq and is a predicted model, not a curated record. The transcript has 2 exons. Lineage: Eukaryota; Fungi; Ascomycota; Eurotiomycetes; Eurotiales; Aspergillaceae. The coding region runs from base 1 to 1452 and encodes 483 amino acids.
AUGAAGGGCUUCAUUGCGGGAAUCCCCAUCGCCUUGCUGGCGGUGGCAGCACAGGCUAUGGAGCAGGGCGCGACCGUAUCCGAUGCCACUGGCGCGGUUACUCAGCGUGGUUCAAACCCCCAGUAUGGCAACACAGUCAUCGGAGGACCUACCGGCAACGACGAGGGACAGGUCUUUGACAUGUCCAUGAUCGCCAACAUUCAGACCGACAUUGAUGAGUACGCCCAAGACGACCACUCCAUCAACAUCAAGGAGACCCAAAUUGGCGCUCCUCCCGCCUUCCACCCAUCUGGCCCCCACGGUGGCAUGCGCAACCCAUUUGAAAAGCGUGGAGAGAAGAAAGUGGGUGGCACCGUCAUCGGUGGCCCCAGCAGCGACGAUGAGCCUUUUGUCCACGGAGCUACUGUGAUCGGUGGUCCCACUGGCAAUGAUCCCGGCCAGACGUUCUCUGCCCCUGUCAGUGUCAAUGUGGCCACUUCAGUCAAGGAACACUACGUGGACGACCACUCCAUUGACGUGGACGAGAAGAACAUCUACCUUCCUCCCCACUUCCCAUCGCACGGUGGCCAUGGCCCUGCCUUCGCCCAUGGUGGUCCAUCCCGUCGUGCCUACUCCCCGGAUCGUGAUGUCGAUGACAGCACCGUGAUGGGUGGCCCGACCGGUAACGACGAGGGCAGCAGCUUCUUCCACCCGACCUCGGUUGGAGUGGACUCCAACGUUGAUGAGAACCACCAGGAUGAUCACUCUGUCGACAUCGACUCGACAACGGUCCACGCCCCUCAGGAGGACGUUCCUCAAAUGCCGUGGAUGCCCUACAAGGACAACACGCCUGUCAGCCACCCCGGUCCUAUUCCCGCGGGUCACAGCUCUGACGAUGUGUCGGCACAGGAGCCAGAGUACCCAUCUUCUGCUGAUCCCACCGAGCACACCCCGCAGGGCGUCGAUGCUGCGGAGUGCAGCGCUCAGACACACGAGGUUGUUCACACAGUGACCAUGACCGAGUACAAAGAGGUUCAAUCCACGGUGACUGUCUAUGCCACUCCUGUCGAGUCUCACAUGAUGCAGACUUCCAGCUGGGUGCCCUCGCCUUCCUAUAUGCCCAAUGACUCCGACGUCGAGGACAAGAGCUGGUCUCCCAGCUCUGCCCCUUCCUCCAGCUAUGACUAUACCUAUGACUACCCCACCCAGACUCCCCAGAGCUCCGUUGCCAGCUACUCCGUGAUCCCCGUCCAUGUCCCUCUCGCCUCGUCGCACGGCAUGAUGGCCGCUGCUACCCCCUCUGGCAGCUACGCCAUGCCCAGCGGUGCUGAUGGCUUGCGUCACCCUUCAGGGACUCCCUCCGGCUCUGUCACCCCUUCGGCUUACAUGUUCGAAGGUAGCGCUGGCCGUGUCUCUGGCGGCUUUGUCUCUGUCGCCGCUGCCUUUGUUGGUGUCCUCGCCUUUGUGCUGUAA